Emiliania huxleyi CCMP1516 is the source of this 1410-nucleotide messenger RNA. RefSeq names its product acetyl-CoA acetyltransferase. Gene Ontology annotation, biological process: fatty acid beta-oxidation. NCBI's taxonomy places the organism in Eukaryota, Haptophyta, Isochrysidales, Noelaerhabdaceae. The record is from RefSeq and is a predicted model, not a curated record. The transcript has 5 exons. Gene Ontology annotation, molecular function: acetyl-CoA C-acetyltransferase activity. The coding region runs from base 1 to 1269 and encodes 422 amino acids.
AUGCGUGUAUUCCGCCAGAGCGCUCGCCGCCUCUCUUCGGCCGCCAAGUCGCCGCGCGAUGCCGUCAUCGUCGGCGUCGCGAGGACUCCGGUCGGUGGCUUCAACGGCUCGCUCGCCGCGCUCAAGGCGCCAGAACUUGGCUCGGCUGCAAUCAGCGCGGCGCUCGACCGUGCGGGCGUGCCAAAGGAGAGCGUGGAGCAGUGCUGGAUGGGCAACGUGAUUGCGUCCGGGAUGGGCCAGGCCCCGGCCCGCCAGGCCGCCCAGAUGGCCGGGCUUCCCGACAGCACCUGCUGCACGACCGUCAACAAGGUCUGCUCGUCCGGCAUGAAGGCGGUCACGCUGGGCUCGCAAGAGAUCGUGCUGGGGAACGCGGACGUGCUUGUCGCGGGUGGGAUGGAGUCGAUGUCCAACGUGCCGUACUACCUUCCCAAGGCGCGCUUUGGGGCGAGGAUGGGCGACGCUACCAUGGUCGACGGCCUCGUGUUCGACGGGCUGUGGGAUCCGUACGACAACUGCCACAUGGGCGGCCACGCAGAGCUCUGCGCAGAGACGCACGGCAUCACGCGCGAGAUGCAGGACGCGCACGCACGCGAGCCGUUCCACCGCCCGGGACCCUCCUUCGGCGACGAGAUCGCACCCGUGACGGUCAAGUCUCGCAAGGGAGAUGUGAUCGUGACCGCCGACGACGAAUGCGCGCCGGAGCCGCGCCCAGCGUCCGCCGCCAAGCCCGCCUUCAAGAAGAAGGACGGCACCGUGACGGCGGCCAAUGCGUCGACCAUCUCGGACGGCAGCCGAGACACUUCCGAGACACUUCCGAGACACUUCCUGGCGGCCAAUGCGUCGACCAUCUCGGACGGCAGCCCGACCCUCUCCUCUCUCUCUGCUCUCUCGGCCGACGCGGAGCAGGAACCGUGCUGGUUCACCACGGCGCCGGCGGCGGCGAUCCCGAAGGCCCUCGCGCGCGCGGGGCUCGCCGUCCUAGAUGCCGGCUGCGCACCUUUGCUCGCCAUCUCUGACGUCGACUUUUUCGAGAUCAACGAGGCCUUCUCGGUCGUCUCCGUCGCCAACAAUCAGCUCCUCGGCCUCGACCCCACGAGGGUGAAUGUGCGCGGCGGCGCCGUCUCGAUUGGCCACCCGAUCGGAGCCUCGGGCGCGCGCAUCGUCGUCACCCUCCUCUCGGUGCUGCGCGAGAAGGGCGGCAAGAUUGGCGUCGCCGGCAUCUGCAACGGCGGCGGCGGCGCGUCGGCGAUCGUCAUCGAGGCCGAGUAGAGCUAGUGGGAGAGGAGAGCGCGUGCGCUGGUCGGCGACGAGCCGUUGCCGCAGGCGGCUCGCGCUGCUUGCGAGCAGAGAAAAGAGACGGAUUGUGGGCUUGGCGCGAGGUGCGCUCUUGCCUCUCGUUUUUUAUUGAAA